GCUCGACGAGCGGGGGCGGAUUAAUGGGAGCUGCCGCUCCCCGGCGGAGGGAGCUAGUUAGGGCGGAGUGAUUUCAGCCGGGCAUCGGCAGGAGCAACUGACGAUGAUGGCGGCACUGGCGGCCACCCGGCGAGGCCCUCCGAUGUACUCGAAAAAUCUCACAUCAAAGAAAAAAGACGACUUUGAAGAUAUCUUGGAGGAGAGGCGGCAGUCCAGUGACCUCAGAUAUGCAAUGAAAUGCUACACUCCUGUAGUUUAUAAAGAACUUUCUCCCUGCAAGCCAAGUGCCAUUAAAGCUAUAGUUCUGCAAUCUGAACAAGUUCAGUAUGUCAUCAAACAGUUAUCAAAAGAGACAGGUGAAUCGCCUGACAUCAUACAAGAAGAAGCGGCAGAAAUUCUGGAUGAGAUGGGGCACAGCAUGCAUAUGGGAGCUAUACGUUUUUUUGCUUUUACACUGAGCAAACUAUUUAAAUGUCUUUUCACAAGCAUCUAUGUGAAUGAAGAUGGAAUGCAAAAAUUACAGCAGGCAAUACAAGAGCAUCCAGUUGUCCUGCUGCCCAGUCAUCGAAGCUACAUAGAUUUUCUGUUGUUAUCUUAUGUUCUGUACACCUAUGACUUGUCUUUGCCUGUCAUUGCUGCAGGAAUAGAUUUCCUAGGAAUGAAAAUUGUUGGUGAGCUAUUACGAAAAUCAGGUGCCUUUUUUAUGCGACGUACUUUUGGUGGGAACAAACUCUACUGGGCAGUGUUUGCUGAAUAUGUAAAAACUAUGUUAAAGAGUGGCCAUGCCCCUGUUGAGUUUUAUCUUGAAGGGACAAGAAGUCGGACUGCCAAGACUUUGACUCCAAAGUUUGGUCUCCUCAAUAUUGUGAUGGAGCCUUUCUUUAAAAGGGAGGUGUUUGACAUUUACCUUGUCCCAAUCAGUAUCAGUUAUGAGAGGGUACUGGAAGAAUCGCUUUAUGCACAUGAACUUUUAGGAGUCCCGAAACCAAAAGAAUCAACAUCGGGACUCUUGAAAGCCAGGAAAAUUCUGAAUGAAGAUUUUGGAAGCAUACAUAUGUUCUUUGGACAGCCUGUAUCACUCCGGACCUUAGCAGCUGGGAGAAUCAAUAUAUGUCCAUUUAACCUGGUUCCAAGGCAUAUUCCCCAAAAGCCAUCUGAGGAAAUCCAGGAAUUUGUCAGUAACGUAGCCUACAAAAUGGAGCUCCUUCAAAUAGAAAACAUGGUUCUGAGUCCAUGGGUAUUAAUUUCUGCUGUCCUGCUCCAGAACUUACCAGCCAUAGAUUUUGAGCUUCUGGUGGAAAAGACACUUUGGCUGAAAGGUUUAACUCAGGCAUUUGGAGGAUUCCUUGAUUGGCCUGAUCACCUGUGUGCCAACAAAGCGGUAAGAUCUGCCAUCGCUCUACAUUCCAACAUUACUAGCUUUGUCAAUGGGCAAGUGAUUCUCUGUGCCAGAGAAAUAGGACCUGGUGCUACAGAGGAGAUUGUCUUUAAACAAGCCCUCUCCAUACUCCAAUGUGGGUCCUACAGGAACCAAUUGCUUAAUGUCUUUGUGCGACCAGCACUUGUAGCACUCGCGUUGGAAAUGACACACUGUUCCAGAAAAGAGGAAGUCUAUAGCAAUUUUACUUUCUGGCUUGCUGUUUUUUCUGAUGAGUUUAUCUUCUUACCUGGAAUACCCCUGAAGGAUUUUGAAGAAGGUUGUUUCUUGCUUACAAAAUGUGAUGCAGUUCAAGUCACUCCCCAGCAAAUCUUUGUUACAGAGAAAGGAAGCACUAUCAUCUCUUUCUUGCUAGCAAUGUUCAGGCCUUUUGUGGAAGGUUACCAGAUAAUCUGCAAGUACCUUUCUAAGGAAACAAAUGACGCCUUUACUGAGAAGCAGUUUAUAUUUGGAGUCCGAAGCUUUGCUGCUAAGUUUCUUGAAACAGGAAGCACUCAGUGUUAUGAGGUCCUGUCUUCAGAUAUGCAGAAAAAUGCUUUGGCAAGUCUUGUGAGACUUGGCGUUGUAGCACGAAUGAAAACGACUGAUGGAUUCACUUACAGUGUAAGUAAAGAGGCUCUGAGUAAAACUGCAGGAAUGUUUGAAUCUAGGAUACAUGUACAAAAACUUGUGGCUGCAAGACUUUAAUCUUGAGUGGCUUGCCGUGUGCACAUUGCAACCGCGAAGAACUAUUGGAAGUAAGGCAGAUGAUGGACAGAAUGUUAUUGAAGACUGCACAAUACACUUCCCACCUUGAAAUGUUACUAGUGCAUAGUGAUGGAGAAAGAACUCUUGGAGCCAGAAUGUUUUCAUCACUUGAAUUUUAUCAGUAUCAGUGUUUAGGAUUAUUUGUACGCUGAUGUUCUCUUUAAUAAAUAUCACUCUUCUUCCUCCAUCUGCAGUUAAUAUUUGACAGACUUACACAGUAACAUCUGAAAUGUUUGUCAUAAUAAGGAAAUUAUUACUUUUAUAUGGUUAUUUUGUUGUGAAAAAAUGUAACUAAGAAUACAAUAUUAAAAGCAAUAUUUAAUGGAAAAAAACACUGGUUGUCAUUGUAUUUAUGAACAGUU
Messenger RNA from Elgaria multicarinata webbii, 2547 nucleotides. RefSeq names its product glyceronephosphate O-acyltransferase (gene GNPAT). Gene Ontology annotation, molecular function: glycerone-phosphate O-acyltransferase activity; glycerol-3-phosphate O-acyltransferase activity. Gene Ontology annotation, biological process: fatty acid metabolic process; phospholipid biosynthetic process; ether lipid biosynthetic process. The transcript has 16 exons. Bases 104 to 2125 code for a protein of 673 amino acids. Gene Ontology annotation, cellular component: peroxisomal membrane; peroxisome; mitochondrial membrane. Lineage: Eukaryota; Metazoa; Chordata; Lepidosauria; Squamata; Anguidae. The record is from RefSeq and is a predicted model, not a curated record.